Molecule: messenger RNA, 2162 nt
Organism: Orussus abietinus
Lineage: Eukaryota; Metazoa; Arthropoda; Insecta; Hymenoptera; Orussidae
Product: zinc finger protein GLI4
Exons: 6
Coding region: 739-2085 (448 amino acids)
Biological process (GO): regulation of transcription by RNA polymerase II
Cellular component (GO): nucleus
Molecular function (GO): DNA-binding transcription factor activity, RNA polymerase II-specific; RNA polymerase II cis-regulatory region sequence-specific DNA binding; zinc ion binding
Source: RefSeq, a predicted model, not a curated record
AAGGUGCAUCCGCAACGUCCGGCAGUUGACGUUUUACAGGCGAUUUUCUUGUCGAUGCCAAUGCCAGAUUUCCAUUUGUAGGGUUUGAAUUCACGGGAAAGUCGCGGAUGCAUCGACGAGGGUUAACGCAUCUAGAAAUCAAAGUGGCGUACGGUAGUACCUUGGGCAAAUACCCGCGAGGAAUAAAAUGCUCCUAUCCGGGAGGAACAACGAGGCAACGUCUAAUGCUCUAAACCUUUUCCUACGCUCUCGCAUAAUCGCCAGUCAAGAUAUCGAAUCAUUACCCCGAAGUUCAAGUUUUGCAAGAUCUUUCGACUCCAAGCGACAAAGAGGUUUAGAGAGUGUCCACGUUCGUUUAAUAUUCAUUCGACAACGCGAGACAAGACCCAUCGACUGGAUCUACGAAAACCGUGCGUGCGGAUUUUUGGGGAGCGAGCAUUUCGUACGUACACGAGGAAGCGUAUCGGCGUCCCAUAAGCUCGAUAGUACGUUUACGUAUGACUGUGUAUAUUUAGCAACCCCUAGGGAAUCUAUAGUUAAAUAACCUUGCACGUGCACGACACAUCGAAAGCUAGACUAUUUAUAAGCGCCCCGCGGAGGAAAUUUCUCGCCUCCUCGCUGUCUCCGAAGGAGCGACCAGGAGUCGAGGAGAGGCUACACGCCGGCUCGGUCCCGCGGAAGUCCAGGUGGCCCUCUCGGGAAAGUAAGCGCGAACGCGGUCGAGCCGAGCCGGGGAAGAUGCACCAAGUGCUCAGCUUCCAGACGGCUCGGGGCUUCGGCGAGUCCAGCGAGUUCGUGACGAAGCGAAUGUGCUUCUCGUUCCUAUUCUCCGUGGGGUUUCUGUGUCUCCUCGGGGGCUUCCUGCUGGGCCGCUUCGCCUCCGAGAGGGCGGCCGAGGUCAGGGCCGCGAGGACGCGCCUCGACCUCGAGAGCACCGACCACCUGCGGCAGCUUCUUCGAAGACUCUUGAGCGAGGGUCCUCCUCCUCUCCCCGCGCCGCCGACCUCGGGACCGGAGGACGUUCCGAGGAUCGAGAGCAUCUUCUCGGGUUUCGAGUUCCUCGGCCGUUUGACUCGGGCGAACUCUUGCGUCACCGCGACGGUGCGCGGGACGAGAGAACCCGACAGAUUCGUCGUGUUGUCCGCGAGCGGCGACGGCGCCGCCGUGGCGGUGAAGCUGGUGACGACCCUGGAACGAAUUUCCGUCGACUACGACUGGAAACCUCGUCGGACUCUGAUCUUCUGCGUAUUCGCCGGCUCCUCGGAUCGCUGCCGGGAGUCGCUGCCCUUCUACGUGCGAUCGAGGGUCCUGGCGUACCUUGCCCUCCACGGCCGUAACUUGCAAGGUCAGCCGAUUGUCGUCGCGGCCUCCUCGAAUAAGUACCCGAAGGCCAAAAGCGGAGGGCUUCCGCCAGUUGGGAUGACUUUCGUCCUUCUUUCAGAAAAUGGCGAGUUGAUCGUUUCCGGCUCGGAGAUGGUACGAGCCUCCGUCCUGGAGGCGGCAGAUGACCUAAGGUCGCUACAGGAUUCCCUCAGGCGAAGAGGAUUCUACCUUCCCAGAUUGAGGACCGACAUGCCACAUGCCGUUUUUGCGUUUCUAACCGAUCAAAAUGGCACGAGGGUUGGAGACGAGGAUGGUCGGAGCGAUCGAACUCGGUGGGCCACCAUGGCUCAAAUAGUUGGCACGAGUUUGUGGAGCCUGUCCGAGAGUUUGACGCUCAAGUGGGAUCCAAAACUUCUCAAUGACGGUAUCGACGAUGUCUUACGAGACGAGAAUCCACUCGCGUCUCGAGAGGCAAGAGAGAAUCUUCGUCGAGCCGUGACCAACUUGAUAGUUAAUCUCGAAAGAAUUAAUUAUCGGGUCGAUACGACGGAGAAGUCAAAGGUGCUGGACGUCAGGAUGAUCAAUGAUUUAUUAAUGGAGCUGGAUCGAGUCCUGUUAUGCCCCGAGAAAGAUUUUAGUUCGGGGACGGAUUUGGCAUGGUUUUACCUUUCCUCUCAGAAAUCGCCUAGCUCGUAUUCUUCGAGGUUCGAUAAAAUGCAACUCUGCUUCGAACUAGCAAACGUCAUGUUGGAGACGGUCUAACGGAGCAUACAAAAGUUGAAUAAAUGGAUCUACGAGUCUUACGGUUACAAGUUUUUUCAUCGGAGAGCUAGAUAUCG